GUACGAUUUGACAUGUGAUUGCAGCUGUGCGACGAUCAUACAAUACCGGUGCUAGCGGAUUCCGAAGAAGCAGUCUCGUGCUGGUGCGUUUAUACUACCGUCUUUGGCUUGUGCCAUGCCUGUGGUGUGAUCAUCUGACCGGCGUGAGGCGAUGCUCUUGCUUUGAUCAAACAGCAAUGUGUGCCUGGGAGGGCCGAUCCUUGGAGAAUGGGCAGCAUUGGCAGAGAACGAAGAUCGCCGUAGCUUUCCUGCCGCUACGAACACAUGCGCCAUGUGUCGCUUCGAAGCCCUUCACCUCGUUUUGCCAAACGUCGCAAAGCACUUUCCGCGCCUCUCUGAGAGGAGCCUCAAAAAUAUGAUAAAGGCCAGUCGAGCGCGAAAAGACUACGUCGAAUAUGGACAAGGAAGCGCGUGGGAGGUGGCCCAUUGGAUUGUCGAAGAUAUCUGGCUGGCGAUGUCGACCCAGUAUGAGCGGUUUCGCCAAGACUAUGUCCUCCGGAAGCGCUAUGCUGCACAGCGAGAUGCUAACAGGAAGCGCUCCGAGGCCGCAGCUGCGAUGGGGUCGGACUCUGAAUCCGAAGAAGAACCGUUCGCAGAGGAGGAUAUCGACGUGGAGCGGGAAUUGCAUUUGCGCGCGCAGGCGCUCGAUCAGCGGUGCAUGGAACUGUUCUAUGCAGGACACUGGAUGUCGCCCGUGGAACAGGUAGAGCGCUUCGCAUCGGCUUCAAGUGCGCCCCCAAGCGCAUUCGGCAUCACCGGGCCUGUAUAUCAAGAAAGAAGGGAAGGAGGACAUGGCUCGAGCGAGGAAGUUAAACUUCCGCCGUUGCCUCCACCAGGCCGCUUGCUGAACCAGAUGGAGCACCGCUGGUGGAUUUGGGUGGAAGAAACGCUGAAGAACGCAUACACAAACCUGGCGAACCACAUCCAAGCUGUUGGCGCUCCAGAGGAUCGCUUCCAUUGUGGCAACAAUUGGCAAGCAUCAGAUCUCCUUGAGCGGUUGCAAGACCCUGUAUGCUGGGUGUAUCCCAAUGAAAAUGACCCGCCAAAGUCGGUGAUCUGGCAACCACGCGUGCCCACCUCCAUCCUGCAGCUCGGCAACGGAACGCUGCAGAAGAUGGAAAACAUCUGGUACCACGUCAGCGCGCCACUGCGUGAAUGCUACUGCAAUAUUUGUUCGCGAAGCAAGCGUAAACGCGGGGAUGAAGAAGCGGGCAGACAGAGCCCGCAAGGGCCGCGCCCUCAGCAGCAGCGAGAGCCGCAGCAAGAACAAGAGAAGAGCAAAAGAGCAAAUUUGAACGUAUCCCCCUAGGCAAUCUGUAUCAUUACACCAGGCAGCGUCGCCCUGUAGCAUAGUCGCAUCACACACUUUGCAU
Messenger RNA from Tilletiaria anomala UBC 951, 1373 nucleotides. RefSeq lists its product as uncharacterized. The coding region runs from base 272 to 1309 and encodes 345 amino acids. Lineage: Eukaryota; Fungi; Basidiomycota; Exobasidiomycetes; Georgefischeriales; Tilletiariaceae. The record is from RefSeq and is a predicted model, not a curated record. The transcript has 5 exons.